CACACACACACACACACACUCGGCCACACACCUGUGAGAGGACAAGCUGUGCAGAUGAAGCUGAAGCUGCCGAACCCGGGCCUGGACGGCCGGAUCCCGUCCCACCAGCAGCUGGAGAAGAUGGAGCUGGAGGAGGCCGGGGACCGGCCCAAAUGGGACAACAAGGCCCAGUACAUGCUCACCUGCGUGGGCUUCUGCGUGGGCCUGGGCAACGUCUGGCGCUUCCCUUACCUGUGCCAGAGCCACGGCGGAGGUGCUUUCAUGAUCCCGUUCCUGAUCCUGCUGGUUUUGGAGGGAAUCCCUCUGUUGCACCUGGAGUUUGCGAUUGGCCAGCGUCUGAGGAAGGGGAGUGUUGGGGUGUGGACAUCCAUACACCCCUAUCUUGGUGGUGUAGGAAUUGCGUCCAUGCUGGUGUCCUUCUUAGUGGGCCUGUACUACAACACCAUCAUGGCCUGGGUCAUGUGGUACUUAUUCAACUCCUUCCAGGACCCUCUGCCAUGGAGCCAGUGUCCCAUCAAUGCAAACAGGACUGGUCUGGUGCCAGAAUGCGACCGUAGCUCCCCGGUGGAUUACUUCUGGUACAGGGAGACGCUCAACACCUCAGCGGCCAUCGAGGAUUCGGGCGGCCUGCAGUGGUGGAUGGUCCUGUGUCUGGCGUGCGCCUGGACCGUGCUGUACGUCUGCUGUAUCCGAGGAAUAGAGACCACCGGCAAGGCAGUGUACAUCACGUCCACCCUGCCAUACCUGGUUCUCACCAUCUUCCUGGUCAGAGGAUUGACGCUCAAAGGUUCUGUGGAUGGAAUUAAGUUUCUCUUCACCCCAGAUGUGGAAGAGCUCAUGAACCCGUCCACCUGGCUGGACGCAGGUGCUCAGGUGUUCUACUCAUUCUCCCUGGCUUUUGGAGGUCUCAUCUCCUUCUCCAGCUACAACUCAGUGCAUAACAACUGUGAGCAGGAUGCUCUGAUUAUCUCGGUGGUGAACGGCUUCACGUCCGUCUUCUCCGCCACUGUCAUCUACUCCAUCAUCGGCUUCCGCGCCACAGAGAAGUUCGACGACUGCCUGGCCGGAAACAUCCUGUCUCUGAUGAACACUUUUGACCUUGCUGAAGGCAACGUCACCGAGAGUAACUAUGCAGAAGUUCUUCAGAGCCUCAACAGCACGUCUCCUGAGAUCAUUCAGGGGCUGAGUCUGAAGACCUGCGAACUGAGCACCUUCCUCAGUGAGGGUGUAGAGGGGACUGGCCUGGCCUUCAUCGUGUUCACAGAGGCUAUAACUAAGAUGCCCGUGUCUCCCCUCUGGUCUAUACUGUUCUUCAUCAUGCUGUUUUGCCUGGGGCUCUCCACCAUGUUCGGGAACAUUGAGGGGGUGGUGGUCCCGCUGCAGGACCUCAAGAUCCUCCCCAAAAAAUGGCCCAAAGAGGCUCUCACAGGUUGCACGUGCCUGAUAUCCUUCGCCCUGGCCAUGAUCUUUGUGCAGAGGUCAGGUAACUACUGGCUGGCCCUGUUCGACAGCUUUGCUGGCUCCAUCCCACUCCUGGUGAUCGCAUUUUGUGAAAUGAUGGCUGUGGUUUACUUGUAUGGUGUAGACAGGUUUAACAGGGAUAUCGAGUUCAUGAUCGGGCACAAGCCCAACAUCUUCUGGCAGGCCACCUGGAGGGUGAUCAGCCCCCUCAUCAUGCUGGUCAUCUUCCUCUUCUACUUCGUCACCAAACUCAGCGCAGAGCUCACGUACAUCGUGUGGGACCCCAGCUCCGAGAACUUCCCCACGCUGGACACCGUGCUGUACCCGAGCUGGGUCCCCGUCGUCAUCUUCAUCCUGGCGGGGAUCCCCAGCCUAGCGGUGCCCGGCGUCGCCCUGUUCAAAUUCACCUACGGCCGCUGCUGCCGGAAGGAGCAGAGGCACAAACGGUCCAUCAGCACCGUCUCCGAAAAGGUCGACCCGUAAACCGGUCCCGAACCCCUUCAACGGCAGCGCUUCCGGUAGUGCCUCCUCCGUACCCAGGUGCCCUAACAGGUACCUCAGCUCUGCACGCUUGCACGCGAGGACUCUCUGUCGCUUAUGUUUGGUGUGACAUCAUUGCACUUCCUGAAAGCUGGGCUGUAAGCAAUUGUACAUAAAAAAACACAAAUCAUGUGUGCCAUGCAUCACAACAGAUGUAAUGAAAAUGAAAUAUAUUUUUUUGACAUAGAAAUGUUUAUAUAUUCCUUUUGUGUAAAAUGUAAUUUAAAUAA
Molecule: messenger RNA, 2231 nt
Organism: Anguilla anguilla (European eel)
Lineage: Eukaryota; Metazoa; Chordata; Actinopteri; Anguilliformes; Anguillidae
Product: sodium-dependent neutral amino acid transporter B(0)AT1-like
Exons: 12
Coding region: 55-1944 (629 amino acids)
Biological process (GO): sodium ion transmembrane transport
Cellular component (GO): membrane
Source: RefSeq, a predicted model, not a curated record